Trematosphaeria pertusa is the source of this 1065-nucleotide messenger RNA. RefSeq lists its product as uncharacterized. Bases 1 to 1065 code for a protein of 354 amino acids. Lineage: Eukaryota; Fungi; Ascomycota; Dothideomycetes; Pleosporales; Trematosphaeriaceae. The transcript has 3 exons. The record is from RefSeq and is a predicted model, not a curated record.
AUGCUCCGAACCGGAGCCACUCGCCUGGCUUUGCGGUCAAUUGCUGCGCCAAUCGCUCGUCCAGCUGCCAGCUUCCGAGCCGCCGCUCCUACUGCGCAAUGGAGGACCCAGUUCAGCUCCAUCACCUCCAAGCGGCCCCAGAUACCCCUAGUGGCUCCGCUCAAGCCCAUACAGGCUGCCGUGCUCCGCCGCGCACUUUCCGACGAGAAGAAGCAGGCUGAGAGUAGAUACGCACAAGAGAAGAUCAAGCCCACACCAGAGACCGUCUCUUCUACUUCCAGCAUUCAUCCCAUACUUUCAGAGGUCGGCGCAGAUACACCAGAGCGAGAGGUCGAUAUGACCGCGGGCAUCAAGCAUGAUCUGGGCACCAUCAGAGAGACGUUCAGCCUCGCCGAAGUGCCUCGAGAGGCUUACGUGAUUGGCCUAGCCGGAGUCCUUCCGUACCUGGCCACGUCUCUUUCGACCGUGUACUGCGCGUGGGAGCUUAAUCAUUCUGUUGCGGGAUACGGAUACAUAUUGUCUGCAGAGAACGCCAGUACUCUCCUCCACUUUCUUGAACCCUUGCAGAUCGGAUACGGCGCCGUGAUCCUUUCGUUCUUAGGCGCAAUCCACUGGGGACUCGAGUGGGCCAAUUAUGGCGGCACCCAUGGCUAUAAACGCUACGCAAUCGGAGUAGUAGCACCCGCUGUCGCAUGGCCCACUGUGCUGAUGCCCGUCGAGUACGCUCUCAUCGCUCAGUUCAUGGCCUUCACCCUUCUGUACUACGUCGACACCCGGGCUACCUACAGGGGCUGGACACCUUCUUGGUACGCCAUCUACCGAUUUGUUCUUACUUUCAUCGUCGGUGCCAGCAUCGUCGUCAGUCUCAUCGGUCGCGGAGAGGUUGCGGAUGACAAGGUCCAUCGGAUUCCCGGCGCGGUAGACAGGGCUGUGACUCUCCGUGAAGGCGCUCAGGAAAGACUGGCCAAGGAAGAAGAGGCCAUCCGGGUCGAAAACGAGGCUAAGGCCGGUGACGAGGGUGGUGACGAGGGUGGUGACGAGUCUGAAGAGAAGUCCGAAGAGUAG